CACCCCCGAUCUCGCCGCCAUGGACGCCGACGAGAUGGACAUCGACCUCGACGGCGCCGGCGCCGGCGCCACUGACGACAUCGAUGCCCCCUUCUCCGCCUCCCCCGCGUCCGCCUCCGGCUCCCUCCCGGCCGUCCUCUCCGAGCUCGCCGCCCUCCACCGCCGCGCAUCCUCCUCCUCCUCCUCCUCCUACUCCUCCGCCUCCCCGUCCCUGUCCCUUCCCUCCAUCACCUACCUCUCCUCCGCCCCCGCCGCCGUCGCAUCCCUCUUCCCUCGCCUCUCCGCGGCCGGCAUCCCGGCGUCCUCGGUGCUCCCCCCGCUCGAGGCCUCCCUCUCCGCGCACCCGCUCCCCGCCGCGGUCGCGUACCUCCGCCUCCUCCUCGCGCCGGCCUCCCCGCUCCUCACGCUCUUCUCCCCGCUCCCAUUCCUCUCCCUCCUCCUGGCCAUCCGCAAGGCCGCCUCCUCCUCCGCCGGCGCCGCCAACCCUAGCUCCGGUUCCGGCGGCGGCCGCGGCAAUCCCCGGAAGCGCAAGAACCAGCGCCACCAGCCGGCUGCGGCACCGCAGGCGGCGCCGUCGCUGCUCCCGCGGGCGCUCUCCCUUCUCGCCGACGCCGCGGGGAGGCUGCCGCUCCGGGCCCAUCCGGACGCGCGGCGGUCACUCGUCGACACCGCCGCGGAGCUCGCGGCGUUCGAUGUCCUCGCCGCCGUCCUUGGAUCCGACUACCACGCCGAGGCGGUGCAGGAUGUGGUGCGUGCGCUGGCGCCGGUUGUACUGUCAGGGACGAAAUCUACGGCACGGGUGGCCGCGGUACAAUUCCUUGUGACGAAGUUGGUACCUUUGGGUGCUGAGGAAGGGGAGGAUGUGGUGAGGAAGGCUAUGGAGUACCUGCCAAGGUACUUGUCUGUGAAGGCCCCGGACAAGGCGGAGGCCAGGGCACUGGCAGUGGAGGCCAUAGUCGAGGUGGUGCGGGCAUUGGGGUCAGAGGAAAGGGAGGGGUUUGCUGGGUAUGUGGUGGCCAUGUCAAAGGGCAAGGCGAAGGGGCGGCUGCUUGCUGUGGAUUUGGUGCUUGCAAUGUUACCGGUCCUGUUGCCAUCGGAUCGGGAUGACUGGGAUCUCGAGGAGGGCUCUUGGGGGCUGAAGUUUCUCCAGGUGUUGGUGGAGAGGUGCUCCGAUAGCGUGGGAGGGGUUCGAGCUCGGGCAUUAACUAAUGCAGCCCAGGCGCUUGAUGUUUUGUCUGAGAGAGGUGUAGAGGUUGAUCGGUUGCAGGAGGUGAUGAGGACUGGGGACAUGGGGCUUGGGGAAUUGCUGAGACGGCGUUGCACUGAUGAUAAGGCUGCUGUGAGGAAGGCUGCGCUUGUGCUCAUCACAAAGGCAAUCAGUCUGAUUGGGAGACCCGUUGAUGAGUCUCUACUUUGUGCAAUGGGUGCCGCAUGCUCUGAUCCAUUGGUCAGCAUCCGCAAGGCUGCUCUUGCAGCCAUUUCGGAGGUGUUUAGGAAAUUCCCUGAUGAGAAAGUGAUGAAAGAGUGGCUUCAGGCUGUGCCUCCUCUGGUGAUUGAUAGUGAGACAAGCAUCCAGGAGGAAUGUGAAAACCUCUUUCUCGAAUUGGUACUUAACAGGAUCUGCCAAUCUGCCAAUUUGAACCCAGAUGAUGAUUCCAUUAAGCUGGAGGAUGUUUUUCCUGAAGGGACACUGGAUUUGCUGAAAAGCAUCUGUGAUGGAGAGAUUGCUCCGUGCAUAAAGAAGAUAUGUGCAAGCCUUGGGAAGAAGAAGAAGCUGAAACCACUGCUUGCUAGUUCACUGCAGAACAUCAUAACAAUAUCCGAAUCCUUGUGGUUGAGAAGUCGUAAGCCAAUUGAGACUUGGACUGCACCUAUAGGGUCUUGGUGGCUUCUUUCUGAGGUCUCAUCAUUUGCACCAAAAUCGGUUAAUUGGAAGUUCCUGUCCCACCACUGGAAACUCCUUGAUAAUGUUAGGCAAGAUGACAGAGGUAAAGCUUGUUCUCAAGUGGAACCAAACUGUGCGCUCUGGGCAGUUAAUCGUGUAUCACUCUUGCAAACUAUUUCAAAUGUCUCCAUGGAGCUACCUGUGGAACCUGCAGCAGAAUUGGCACACAGCUUGCUCACAAGGAUUGAGAAUUUUGAUAUGAACCUCAGUGAGGUUGAUGCCCAUGUAAAAUCGCUGAAAAUUUUAUGUAAAAGGAAAGCAAAAACAGCAAAGGAGGGUGAUGCACUGAUCCUGAAGUGGGCACAGCAACUUAUCCGUAGUGCUGUUGACAUCCUUGACCAAUACAUAAAAGAGACAUCAGAAUCAGCCAGGGGUCACAGUUUCGUUACUCCUGUGAGUAGCAAAAGCAGGGGAAAGAAACAGACACCCGCAUCAAAGUCAACAUCAGACGCAGUUAUUGCUGUGUUCACUGUUGGAUCACUGAUCCUAGCUUGCCCCACUGCCAAUGUGAAAGACAUCACUCCUUUGCUGCACACAAUCAUAACUUCUGGAAACUCUGAGCUGAGGCCAAAAAAUCUUGUUGGUGGGACAAUAUCAUUCAAAGAGUUAGCUCCAUCGUUAUAUAUACAGUCGUGGGAUACAUUGGCAAAAAUUUGCCUUGUAGACGACAAAGUGGCCAAACGAUACAUUCCAAUUUUUGUCCAGGAGCUUGAAAGGAGUGAUAUGGCUACCCUUCGGAAUAAUAUCAUGAUUGCAAUGGCAGACUUCUAUGUCCGUUAUACCGCAUUGGUCGACUGUUAUAUGUCAAAAAUAACAAAAUCACUUCGUGACCCCUGUGAAGUAGUACGGAGACAAACAUUUAUUCUACUCUCCAAGUUGCUACAGAGGGACUAUGUAAAGUGGAGAGGAGUUCUCUUCCUUCGGUUUCUGCCAUGUUUAGUUGAUGAGUCGGAGAAGAUAAGGCAUUUGGCUGACUACCUUUUCGGCAACAUCUUAAAAGCUAAAGCGCCACUCCUUGCAUAUAAUAGUUUUAUUGAAGCUAUAUAUGUCCUAAAUGAUUGCACUGGACAUGGUGCUUAUAGCGAGUCUCAAGGAAGUUCAGACAGAAGACCUGCCCUUUUUGCAGUUCGUGGCACUGAUGAAAGAUCAAGGUCAAAAAGAAUGCACAUUUAUGCUUCUUUGCUGAAACAAAUGGCACCAGAGCACCUUUUAGCCACAUCGGCCAAAUUAUGUGCUGAGAUCUUGGCAGCUGUUUGUGAUGGUUUGCUCAGUGUUGAUGAUGCUGGUGGAAGGGCUGUACUUCAGGAUGCUCUGCAAAUACUGGCUUGCAAGGAGAUGCGCAUCCACCCCAAUAUCUGCACAGAUAAUUCCGAGAUGGACGAGGAAGGUGGCGAAGGUGGAGGGACAGCCAGCGCGCUCCUGGCGGCCAAAGGGAGGGCGGUGACCCAGGUCGCGAAGAAGAACCUGAUACAGAUCGCGGUCCCGAUCUUCAUUGAGCUGAAGCGGCUGCUGGAGAGCAAGAACAGCCCGCUGACGGGCUGCCUGAUGGAGUGCCUGCGCGCCCUGCUCAAGGACUACAAGAACGAGAUCGAGGAGAUCCUGGUGGCGGACAAGCAGCUCCAGCGGGAGCUCCUGUACGACAUGCAGAAGUACGAGGCCGGCAAAGGGAAGGGCAAGGCGGCCGCCGAGUUUGAGACCGGCCCCAGCGGCACCGCGAGGUCCCCGGCCAGGCAGACGCCGGCCGGUGCGGCUGCGGCGAAGGUGGAUGCGUCCGCGAGAGCCACUGUCAGGUCGGUGCUGAAGGAGGUGAAUCGGAACACGCCGACGCCGCCCCUGCAUUCCAUGAGCGUGCCCAAGGUGAAGUCGAUUCUGGGCACCGCCGGUCCUGGCUCUCGCCGCCCCGGUGUUCUGGAGUCGGUCCGGCGGCUUCAGCCGUUUGAGUCGGACGAUGAGAAUUAGCGUGUUCGCUCAUGGCAUGUUGUCUGAUGGUCGUUUUAGUAUGAUGCUAACCUGCGUACCAGAUUAGGAUGGUAUCUACCAAUCUCAUUCUCUCGAUGAGAGUUUUGGCCGGCUGGCCGUGUACAUAUUCUUGGAAUGCAAUCAUGGUAGAAAUAAAUCGAAACAAUUGCGGCU
Messenger RNA from Panicum hallii, 4078 nucleotides. Its product is annotated as condensin-2 complex subunit D3. Gene Ontology annotation, cellular component: condensed chromosome, centromeric region. Gene Ontology annotation, biological process: meiotic chromosome condensation; mitotic chromosome condensation. The transcript is spliced from 8 exons. The coding region runs from base 20 to 3904 and encodes 1294 amino acids. Gene Ontology annotation, molecular function: histone binding. The record is from RefSeq and is a predicted model, not a curated record. Lineage: Eukaryota; Viridiplantae; Streptophyta; Magnoliopsida; Poales; Poaceae.